Messenger RNA from Schistosoma spindalis, 4040 nucleotides. Lineage: Eukaryota; Metazoa; Platyhelminthes; Trematoda; Strigeidida; Schistosomatidae. The record is from the annotation of a GenBank genome assembly.
AAAAUUACUGUAAAAUUAUUGUACAUAUAACAGUAUUUAAACUGGACUAAUGUCAAUUCCCAUAAAUAGCAUAAAUGAAUUCAACACGUUAAUGUGUUCACUUUAAUUAAUUCACACAAAAAUCUUGAUCAAAUCAGUGAAUUGUGAAUGACAUUUAAGUAUCAUAAUCAUUAUCACUUAUUCAAGCUACAACGACAAAUAAAAUGAAAUGGAUUAGUAAAAUUGCUUAUGGAACGGGUCAAAUGCUUAAAGAUCUUGUUGCAGGAGUUAUCUGUAUAUUCUACAUUAUAUUCUAUGAAGGUUGUAUCAGUUUGAGCAGUUCACAAGUUGGGGCAUUAUUACUGUGUGGUCAGAUUGCCAAUGGAUUAGCCACACCACUGAUUGGUUAUUUAUCAGAUCGUCCACGCAGUUCAACUGAAAAAUGGACAACUGCUAACCAGUCGAUAACGUAUGAAAAUGAAAUUAUAAAAAAGGAUAAGAGGUUGUUUAGUCGAAUGAAACGGCAGUUGAGACUUGGACAGAGAAAAUCAUGGCAUUUAGGUGGAUGUUUAUUGAUGCUUAUUGCUUUUCCGUUGAUGUUUGGACAACCGGAAUAUUUUGUUGGUCUUCCAAUUGUGAUGAAGUUAUUGAUCAAUGGCAUGUUUAUAAUUUGUGUUCAGAUUGGUUGGGCAGCUGUACAAAUUCCUCAUUUAUCAAUUAUCAAUGAUUUGACAGAUCAACAUGAUGAACGAGUAUUACUUGCAUCGUUAAGAUAUUUCUUCAGUGGCAUAGGCGAUAUGGCUACAUUGCUCGUGACGUAUUUAUUUUUUGAAUCAGAAAAAUCCAGUUUGUUACUUUUGAAAUCAGUAAAUGAGACUGACAUCAAUGAGAACAACAGUCAACUGUUCACAAAAUCAUUAUUAACAACUGACAUUAUUGUUGGAAGUGAACGAGUAACAUUGUCCAAUGAUUCGAUAAAUAACCAGUUAACAAACGUUGGAAAACAGUUAGUUGUCCAUUCAGAAUACAACAUAACAAUUCAAGAUUUGCCCAUAUUUCGAAAUGUUGCAUUGAUUGUCGUUGGGAUUGGAGUAUUAUUCACAAUAAUCUUCCAUUGUGGUGUUCGUGAAGGUAAACCGAAAACACACCAACCACUCACAAUAAAAUCUUCUGAAAAUGCAUCAGAUGAAUUGUCACAAGCGAAUGGAACAAGCAACAAUAACGGACUGAUUAAUGGUAAUUCUGUUGUGGUUUCACAGCUCAAAUCCAAACGAAAACGGACCUACAGCCUUUCAUCUACACUUCCCUGGUAUGCUUGGUUUACACUACCAAGAUUCUGGCUGAGCUGUUCUACAUUCAGUAUAAUGCGUCUUAGUGUAACUGUUUCUGUGAUGUAUAUGGGUCCAUUUUUGUUGAAUUCAUUAAAAAUGGAUAAAAGUUCAAUGGUUUCCGCCCCAUUAGUUACCACAAUUUCUUGUUUGAUUACAUCAGUUGGUGUUCAAAGGAUUAAUAAAUUACUCGGGAAUUAUAUUGGCUCAGUCGUCGGUGUUCCAUUUAUCCUCGGAUUUUGUACAAUCGCUUACUUUUUAAAAUCAGCCGAUGAAAACCUCGUAGCAAUCUAUUUUGCUGCAGCCAUCCUAGGCAUUGGAAACACAAUCAAUAAUGUUCGAGCAUUAGUUGUGAUCGCAACAUUGAUUGGUGUAAAACAAGUGCACACAGCAGCAUUUGUUCAUGGGAUCGCAUCAUUUUUUGACAAAAUUUUGACUGGUGUCUUCAUUCAAUGCAUACAACUCUGUGUACCUCAGUUAACCUAUAGACAUAUACAGGUGUAUAUUGUAGGCAGUUUGGCAGUAUUCGGUGGUAUUCUAGCGACAAUUGAUAAUUUCAUUUAUUCAGAGAGUACAGAUGCACCAUGUCUUUCAUGUUUUUAUCGAAGAACAACUUCAUCAUCGAAAUUUCAGAGUGACCGAACCUUUGAUCGUGAUGUUAGGAACGAAAAGGAAAACAACGAUAACUGCAAAUGCUAACCAACAUAUUUAUGUAUCAUUAAUACAAGUCAAAAAUAUUUCCACAUGCAACAAAACGUCUCCAUUUUCUAUCUUUCUACCACUUUUCCGUCUGUCAGUUAAUUGAUGUAUAUUCACCUACUCUUCCCUUCAAAGAAACUCGAUCUAUUAUGAUACAUUUCAACAUGAAAUCCAUACUUUUCUUAAGCGAUCUACUAUCGAAUACUUCAUUCUACUUUUCCACUGAAUAUUUUAUUUUUGUAUACAUCAGGCUGUAGUACUUAGACACUUGAUGUAAAUUAAGAAUAAGGAGUACUCAUAAUAUUUGUUAUUUUAGCGGAAUAUUGUAUUAAUUAUCAUUAGUUAUUCGUAAUUGAUUCUUCGACAGAUGUCUUCUCUGCAAACAAGCAGAAGCUAGAGUGUAGGUAACAUUUUUUAAUAAAACAAGUAGAAAUAAAUUGUCCCAACCAACAUGUAUUAUAACUCUAUUCAUUAACUUCAAAAUUGGUUUACAAUGGCUGAUAAAGAAAUGAAAAUUAUAGAUUGACGAUUAUUUAUUUUGCCCUGAACUCCACAUCAUGAUAACCUAUGACUAGUUUAUGGUUUAUAUUGUGACAAAUUUAAAAGGUGAGAUAAGUAAGUAUUUCCUUCUAAACAGAAGGAAAUCACACGUAAUUAAUUAGAAUCCCAAUAAGUUUAUUGUAGUCAAAUCCGAGACAAAAUUGUAUUGGUAAAUUACGUCAAACGAUACAAGAUUAAGAGAUGCACAAAUUCCGAAAAACAACAUACAGCCAAAUACAGUAUGUAACAAAGUUUUAUUUAUGGUAUUUGGUAGAUAGUACUUCUUUGAUCUUAUUCACAAGAUCUGUGUAUAAAACUUCAUAUUCUUCUCGGCUUUGAAUAUCUCUCAACUUGACAGUGUUACGAGCCAGUUCACUUUCUCCUAGAACAACGGCCAACGGAAUACCAGUUGAUUCACAAUAUUGUAGUUGAUCCAAAAGUUUGGGCUGAUUUUUAUGCGACAUCGUAGCCUGUGAAUUAAGUGUUUCGAAGUAAAAGUAUAAUUAUGUAUUAGGUUUAAUCUAUUGAUGACAGUAAUAAUAGAACAGCAUCGAUACUAUGAGAGGACAAUAGGAAAUUUAAUUUUGGAUGAUGAUUCAAUCAUUCAUGUACAAAUUAUCUUAAGAACUGCAAGAACAAUUGUAUAACUAUUACUUAAGAACUUCACUUUGAAAUAGUGAAAGUAAGUUCAACCGCUAUCCUGUUUGAGUCCACCAGUCAUCAACAUAGAGCCUGACAGAUGUGCGUUGGCUCAAGUUGCUAUACUAUAUCACCACUAUGAGACCAAAUUAACAAGACUUGUAGUAAAAGAGACUGAAGUAAUGUAGUAAUAAUGAUGAUGGAAAAGACUAUGCAUUGAGAAAAGAUAUUAAAGAUACAUAUGAAGGAAUACUGAAGUUCCACAUUGAGAAUAAAAUAAAAAGUGAAUGUCUAUGCGAUAUCAUGAACGGUUAUUAGUUAUGUCGAACAACGCUUCUAGUCACAAGUUCCGGUUAUCUCUCCGGCUUCAAUCACGUAAUCUCCAUCUACCAACGUUGCUCAGACCAAUAAUCAAUGACUUCAUGGACUGAUACGAUGUCCUGGUUUGGCCGGUACUAGCUUUAUUCCAAUCUAAUCCUAUACCAGACAUUUCCUGUCAAGGUUAUCAGUGAGUGGGCGUGCCUAAUACAGAUCAUAACUGUUAUAUUCCAGUGAAGAUUAAAUUAAUGGACUAAUAUUCUAUAAAUAUCCUUAUUGUAUAAUUAUUCAAUAAUUACAUUAUGUGUAUUUAUAUUCCACUUAUUAUAAGCUUUAAUUUGACCCAUAGAUUAUUACUAUACGAUUUAUUAUUCUUGAGUUAUGGCCUGUCUAUUAAUUACGAUCUCCCGCGUUCACAGCCAAUUUUUGGCUUAUUUGUGUACACAUGUUAUUUUCUAUUUUAUGGUACGUUGUGGUCUGUCUGAUUGAUAUAUAAACCAAUUAUGUCUGAAAUAAAUGAUUCCAUUCAUAUCACAG